Messenger RNA from Emericellopsis atlantica, 1007 nucleotides. RefSeq lists its product as uncharacterized. Bases 182 to 943 code for a protein of 253 amino acids. The record is from RefSeq and is a predicted model, not a curated record. Gene Ontology annotation, molecular function: protein binding. The transcript has 2 exons. NCBI's taxonomy places the organism in Eukaryota, Fungi, Ascomycota, Sordariomycetes, Hypocreales, Bionectriaceae.
CGCCGAUCGUUGCAGAUGUGACAACCAUCGUGCUCUUGUGACAGACCAUCCCUCCCUCCCCUGACGCCUAGCCUCUUGUCUCUGCUCGGGUACUAUUCGACCCAUCUUCAGCCCAGCUCUCACUGACGACCGUCGCGCUUCCAUCGUUGUCUCGCCCACACCACGCCUCUGCUAGACUACAAUGGACAGCCCAGACGGACGUGCCACCUCAGGCAAGGACCAGCUCAUCGCGCAGACGAAUCGGCUAGCCCUCGACCGCUUCUCCAGCCCUGCCUACAUUGACGCCCACGAUCACCUCGAGGCAGACGAACGAAAGGUCGUUGCUGCCCGACCCGACCGUCCUGGUUUACGAGGUUAUCCGUGUUCCCUCGCUGACCUGCCGAACGAAGUCCUCCUUCAUGUCUUUGCGUUUCUCGAUGUCAGCGAUCUCCUCGUCGUGUCGAGGACAACCCACCAUCUUCGCAGCCUCUGUGUGUCGCCCAUUCUGCACACCUGGCGACUUCGCCUGACACGUACCAUCCUCCCUCCCCUGCUCUACUCCCGGCCUUCGCGACAGGAACUCAUUGCUCGAUCCAUCUUCCUAACCCAGACCACUGUCGUCUCUCGGCGUCUCGCUCGGUCCCUGACAUCCAUCCGCCUCUCGCGUCGACUCGCUACGCGCCCAUCGCCAGAGGUCCUCGUCGAACGAGCAGUCUUGCCAAAGGAGUGCGUACCAGGUCUCACGACUGUUCACCUCACGCCGCGAAUCGUGCAGCGCAAAAAGACCAUUGAGCGGGAGAGGAUCAAGGACGGGCUGCGACGCUGGAUCGAAGGCACCUGGAGGGGCCGCGUCGAGGUCAAGGAGCUCGAGGCCCGAGAAUGGGAGGAACGCUGGGGCGUGGGGCGCGUCUGGCGCCUCCGAAGAUUCUGGGAGAAGAUGAGCCGAGGUGAGGUUGUGUACUGAUACCCUGUGUAGUAAUGUUAUGUCAAUUGGCUAGUGGCCCCCCGUCCUGAGCAUGAAAUACCUU